Messenger RNA from Folsomia candida, 3369 nucleotides. Its product is annotated as prolyl 4-hydroxylase subunit alpha-2. Gene Ontology annotation, cellular component: endoplasmic reticulum. Gene Ontology annotation, biological process: peptidyl-proline hydroxylation to 4-hydroxy-L-proline. Gene Ontology annotation, molecular function: L-ascorbic acid binding; procollagen-proline 4-dioxygenase activity; iron ion binding. Bases 2075 to 3346 code for a protein of 423 amino acids. Lineage: Eukaryota; Metazoa; Arthropoda; Collembola; Entomobryomorpha; Isotomidae. The transcript has 8 exons. The record is from RefSeq and is a predicted model, not a curated record.
CAACCACUCUAGAGCUUCACGAAGUACUAAAACCAAUACAAUUAACAUUAUGUACUAAGAAAAUUGAGUAGUGAUUUAAAUUGCUCUACCUUGAGGCCUUAUAUCAAAUAUGGAGGAAUGUGGAAAGUCUCCAACUGAUUCCGUGACAAUUAUUGUGCCGUUUGAUGUGUUCGGCCCGAGGCGUAACUGCUCCUGAACUUCCUCCACGCUUUGGGCAAAGUGGAUGACCUGCCCUUGAAGAGCAACUUGUCCUCGUCCUCGACUCAAUUUGUGGAUUUUAAGAAAGGCCUUCGCACGACUGACCAUCCUUGCCUCCACAUCCGUCAAAAUACUGAUAACGUUGGGUGACUCUGGGACAUACAUGUGGUUGACCAUUGCGGUUGCUGGAACUUUUCCUUUGUUCAGGUUGUCAUGGCAACGAUGGCAGCAAUCUAUUUGGUCUCCAGUAGUUGGAACGAGAUGUUCCAAGGUAUUACUGUCGUACCUAUUUGCCACUGACCCCAGGACUCUUCGAAUUCCUUCAGUUACUGACAAAACCCUGCAAAAUUUAAAGUAAAAAUAAAUUUGGUGCCGAUUAACAUGAUUCCUUUGUUUCAUUAUAUUUUCUUUUACGCUAACCUGAUGCCCUUAUCGUACCAAAGACGAUUGCAAAUGAAACAUGUCCGGUUUGCAACUUGGUUGAUAUUCCUGAUGAAGAGUUGUUGGUGAGGUGACAGGGCCAGUUCAACCUCAGUGGGGUCUAUUUCCAUCUUUUCGACAUCAAUACUUUCUUCUUGUAUGGUUUUUGUGUCCUUCUGAAUUUUGCACUUGUUUGCUAUAUCGUGCUUGUACUUUCGUAACUUUCUUUGUCUAGAUGGCAUCGUUUGUGUUUAUUGUGAACUUGACGUGUAAUUAAUCGCUUUUAUUAUGUUGAAUUUAAUUAAAUACUUCGAUAAAUAUAAAAACAAUUAUAUUCUUCGCAAUGACAUGUGAAGCAACAGUCGUGCAGGUAAACACACCACUUUCCUUAUACCGCGAAUUCAUGGGGUAAAGGGAGACUCACAACACAUUCAAACGAAGACACCCAUGAUGAGAAAAUAUUAUAAUAUCAUUAAUACUACAUACAUAUGCAUAUAUGUUAAUAAAUAUUAUAGAAAAUAUUAUACAUCAAAAAUUGAUAAAGGUUAACUUUGGAAUUGAAUAUAAUAUGUAAGUAUGAAAUCUAAUUGAAGUUCAUUGGAUACUAAAACUAUUUGGGCUACAAUAUUAUGGCCAGAAUUUGCAAAACCCGAACAAAACUGAAUGUAAACGUUUGGAACACGUGAGUUUGGCAUUUUUUGCCCCAUUGAGGGUGUGGGGGGAUGGGGGCACCAAUGGGGCCAUGGAGUCAAACAAAGAUUUUUGUACACUCAUGGUGUACUACCAUAUAUCCAUAGUACAUCGAAAUGUGAGAUGGACAAUUAGGGAGGAUCUCCUCCUCAAUGACUAACCCUCUCACAUCUUCACACCGCCAUAACUUUUCACCUAAGUGCGAUUUCGAAAAAAGUGGUCCUUUAAGGGCACCCCUAGGGACCCUCAGGAACACAAUGAACAUCUUUCCAGUUCAAAAUAUUAAUCCCCCCAGUCUGUACCCCUGUCAGACUGAAGCCACCCAAAAUUCAACAUUUUGAAUUUUCGCGCGUAUAGGAGGCCCUAUUUUAAAAAAUGUUUCAAACAUUUGUUGUAGCCCUAGGCCCUGUAGACAAUAUCCCGCAAUCAGAUUUUCAUUCUCAUUCACCCAGCCCAUUUGAAAAAAUAUUUAGUGUCCCUAGUGCCCAUUUACACUUGAAGGUGAAAAGAUAAAAAAGUAAUCAAAAUUUCCAAAAACGGUUCGCGUACCCUAUGCCUACAUUUUUGAGCUUGUUCGAAUGCCACUAACCGCAUCCAUCUAGCUUAAAAAGUCGGCCUAUACGACCAAACAAAAUUAACAUUGCCCUUAAGUGAUUGCAUACUAUAUGUUUCACAUAUACUUCCAUGAGUCAUGCAAGUAAAUGGGAAAAAAUAGAAAUAUUAAUAUAAUUAAAAAAUAUUAGUGUUUCUCUAAGAGCAGGACGAGAUGGAUCGGCAAGCGGCUUUCCCUGACGAAAGUACCUAUCGAGACGCUUUACAGGCUUUGUUGCAGUUGCAGUAUUUUUACGAUCUUCGUCCACUCGAUCUAAUCCGUGGGGUCAUCGGAACUGAACACACUUCCAUUGAAAUUUCUAAGGUUGAAGCCCAAGAAAUUGCCGAAUUUUCCGUUAACAAUGACUACUUUUGUAUAGCAAUGGAGUGGAUAAAAUUGCUUCAAAAAUUUGAGUUUGGAAAUAAUGAUACCAAUUUAGAUGGAAUGGGGCAGAGAACUCCCACAGAAUUACAAGUAGCUCUCAUUGACAAACAUGAUUCCAAUUUUGAGAAAAACUUGGGCCAAGGUCAAGCUUACAUGUAUACAGAAAAACUUGGAAGUCAUAUCGAAAUACUUCCUUCUAGUCUAAAAAUGACGCUUUCUGAGGAAAGUAGAAAAACUGGGAAAGAAAUUAUGGGGACGUUUGGAGGGGGGAGUUUCACAUACAAUCAUUUAGCUCUUUGCAAUGGCCAGCAUUUCACGAAAAAUGAACCUCAACUCUACUGCUGGUUAGACAACAAGCGUCAUCCAUACUUUGCAAUUGCACCGCUAAAAAUGGAAAUCCUUCAUUAUGAACCACUCCUUCUUCGCAUUUACGACAUUAUCAAUCAGGGUUGGAUUAAAGAAAUAAAGGAAGCGGCAACCCCACACUUGUCACAAGCUCCAGAUCCUGGAACAUCGGGAAACACCUUGCGGACAGCAAUUUAUGCAUGGCUCGCUGACGAAGAAAUUCCAGGGACUCCCAUCUCCAGGCUGAUCGAGUUAAUUUUUAAUCUGAAUGUGAGGGGUUCUAACGCUUCGGAAUUGUUGCAAGUAGCAUCCUACGCUCUGGGUGGCUCUGUCUCUCUGCACGUGGAUUACUUGGGAGGAACAAAACUAGCAAAUAUAAACGUUGAUAUUCAAGACUUGGUGGGGGCUGAGAAUAGUGACGACGAAAGUGAUCCGGACGUGUUAUUGCGAGGGGACAGAGUAUCUACUUUCCUCUUUUAUAUGAACGAUGUGAAACUGGGAGGGUACACAGUAUUUCCAAAGCUCAAUAUAUUUGUCCGGCCAAUUAAAGGAUCAGCAGUCUUUUGGUACACAUCGCUGAGGAAUGGUAAUGUAGAUUCUAGAAUGCUUCAUGCGGCCUGUCCAAUUAUUUAUGGCCACAAAUUAAUCGGAACUAAAUGGGUUCAUCAGUAUGAAAAUUUUCUCACGAGACCUUGUACAACUGACCCGUGGGCUUAGGUUACAAGUAUUUAUUAGACGGU